Molecule: messenger RNA, 4801 nt
Organism: Camelus dromedarius (Arabian camel)
Lineage: Eukaryota; Metazoa; Chordata; Mammalia; Artiodactyla; Camelidae
Gene: S1PR3
Product: sphingosine-1-phosphate receptor 3
Exons: 2
Coding region: 120-1250 (376 amino acids)
Biological process (GO): regulation of metabolic process; adenylate cyclase-activating G protein-coupled receptor signaling pathway
Cellular component (GO): cytoplasm; plasma membrane
Molecular function (GO): sphingosine-1-phosphate receptor activity
Source: RefSeq, a predicted model, not a curated record
UCGGCGCACCCUGCCUGGGCUCCGGCCUGGCUCGCGGCUGAAGCCUGAGAAAUGGACGUGCCCACGGCGCCCUCUAGUGGAUUCUGGCGCUAACCGGCUGCGCGCUUCCAGCGGUGACGAUGGUGCUCGUGCCGCGCCCCAGGCCCUACUCGUCCAACGAGACCCUGUACGAACAUUACAACUACGUGGGCAAGCUGGAGGGCAGGCUGAGGGAUGCCCCCGAGGGCAGCAUGCUCACCACCGUGCUGUUCUUGGUCAUCUGCAGUUUCAUUGUCCUGGAGAACCUGAUGGUUUUGAUCGCCAUCUGGAAAAACAAUAAAUUUCACAACCGCAUGUACUUUUUCAUCGGCAACCUGGCCCUCUGCGACCUGCUGGCCGGCAUAGUGUACAAGGUCAACAUUCUGAUGUCGGGCAAGAAGACGCUGAGCCUGUCUCUGACGGUCUGGUUCCUGCGGGAGGGCAGCAUGUUCGUGGCCCUGGGGGCAUCCACCUGCAGCCUGCUGGCCAUCGCUAUCGAGCGGCACCUGACCAUGGUCAAAAUGAGGCCUUACGACGCCAACAAGAGGCACCGCGUCUUCCUCCUGAUCGGGAUGUGCUGGCUCAUCGCGUUCUCACUGGGCGCCCUGCCCAUCCUGGGCUGGAACUGCCUGCAGAACCUCCCCGACUGCUCCACCAUCCUGCCCCUCUACUCCAAGAGGUACAUCGCCUUCUGCAUCAGCAUCUUCACGGCCGUCCUGCUGACCAUUGUCAUCCUGUAUGCGCGCAUCUACUUCCUGGUGAAGUCCAGCAGCCGCCGAGUGGCCAGCCCCCACAACUCGGAGCGGUCCAUGGCCCUGCUGCGGACCGUGGUGAUCGUGGUGAGCGUGUUCAUCGCCUGCUGGUCUCCACUCUUCAUCCUCUUCCUGGUGGACGUGGCCUGCAAGGUGAAGGAGUGUGCCAUCCUGUUCGAGGCCCAGUGGUUCAUCGUGCUGGCGGUGCUCAACUCCGCCAUGAACCCGGUCAUCUACACGCUGGCCAGCAGGGAGAUGCGGCGGGCCUUCUUCUGGCUGGUCUGCGCCUGCCUGGUGCGGGGCCGGGGUGCCCGCUCCUCGCCCACCCAGCCGGCUCUCGAUCCAAGCAGGAGCAAGUCCAGCGGCAGCAACCACAGCAGCCCCUCCGCAAAGAGCAAGGAAGACCUUCCCCAGGGGGCCGCCGCGCCCUGCAUCACCGACAGGAACAAAACCCUGCAGAACGGGAUCUUCUGUAAAUGAAGGCACUGGCCUUGAGGAACAGGGGCUCCUCGUGUGUCCACAGGAGAAGCGGCAGCCGGUCCUGCAGCCACGUCCUUACGGAUCGCAUGCCUCACCCACGGGGCCCCUUCCAGAGCUGUGGCUCAGGAAAUCUGCUGACAGCCUGCCUGGUCUGGACGUCUCUUGGGGGGGGGGGCAAGGGAUCAGAACCCACUUCAGUGUAGACAGCGCACCUUGCCCGUUUAGGCUAGAGAGUCUUCCAGACAUACGAAGCUGCUGUCAUUGGCCGCUUUGCCCUGAGUCCCACUGGCCGCUGGCCGCAGGGCCUGGGGAGGGGAGGUCGUGGACCACACAGUGGACAGUACGUUUCCCAGAUCAUCAGGAUGGUGUCUGGUGACUUUACACUACAUUGACUGCGCACAGAAUGGACGCUGUGUGUUUGCCAUUUCUGUGUUCCGUAGCACUUGUGUUUCAAAUGUCUGCCGUCGGUACACACGUGAGCUGCAGUGCGUGUGGUAUUGAUGUCACAGGGGGAACAGGUCCGCUUUGACUGAGCCCCCAGGUAUAAGCAGGUGCAAGGACGCAGCUGGGAAGCAGGUGGACACGCCGGCCCCAGUCUCUUCAGACAGAGGUGCAGUCUCACGCUGAGCAGGGUUUGAAAAGCCCAAGUCCCCGAACAGGGCUUCUCGUCCCAGGCUUGUCUCAGAUGUGUGAGGCUGACCCCACGCUGUCCUGAGGCCUGUCCCUGAUGGUGUCUGGAGGACCCUGGGGAGAACAAGCCAGUCCUGUGGGCGUACGCCCUCCAAGGGGAGCCCUGCUCGUCCUCUGUCACGGGUCCCUGCAGAGUCGGAAGCCAGUCCAAGCGCCAAGUUAGCCAGAUGAUGUGGUGGUUUUGGAAAAGCCAGCCAAGGUAUCCCAGGGGCCUGUGCCCCAGACCAGCCAAGAAGAGAACCCACGAGGGGGAGGCGGAGGACAGAGCCCGGCCCGGCCAGCUUUCCGACUCGCACGGACCAAGGGUCUGCUCACCGUAAUGGGAAGAUUCUGUUGAAUUAAAAGAGAUUUCAAGACGACACUAAUUCUAUGGUGUGCCCUGCAUCACUCUGUUUACCUUAUGAAGGGGUCCCUUAGCAGGUGUCUUUGUACAGCCAUCCCCAAGGGCGCAGCACAAAUGGAUGAAAAAUAAUACACAGAUCUGCAGAGCUGUCGUGAGCAUGUCGUUCACAUGCUGAGUUUUUUGUAAAGACAACAAACAAUAAAAAAGAAAAAUUUUCCAGAGGAGUCUUACCUGGGUAAACCUCGCAUCAGAACCCCCUGCCGUUUUUAGGUUCAGCGAGGAUUUUGCCUGAGCAGAGACUACGGGGGCAGUCUCAAUACACGAACGGCUUUUCAGCGAGAAGGUGACUUGUCUCUGUGAUCUGAUGCAAGCUCCUCUUUAUUAAGGAACAUCUCCGUGGGUCCUGAGUGACCAUGUACCAGCCGACAUCUUUGUUAAUUUUUGUUACCAGUAGGAGAAAUCCUGUUUGCAAGGGGACGUUCAUCGGUGGCAUUUUCUGAGGACUUCUUUACAUCACUGAAAAGGAACUUACUCUUUUGUCCGACAGCAUGAGAAACCCCAGGACACGUCCAGAAAAGUUAAGCAUUGAGAUACGGGGGUAAGAAAGAGAAGAACGUCUCAGAGAGCCGAAGUACUGGGCGCUGCGUUUUGACUAAGGUGGUGGAGUGACUUAGGAGCUGUUUAAGUCGGUUCCGAGGCGCUUGGCGGGCCCCAGGUCUCUGGCACUAAUGUCGAUAAGCCCGGGCACCACGGCCCCAACUUGUUUUGAGACAGCGCAAAACUUUCAGUCAACCUGAAAGAAAAAUACUCGCCGAAAAGUGACUGCGUUUAUUUGAUACAUGCGAGAAGAUAAUCAAAUUUAGUACCACUGUGUACGUUCCCAGCUCGCUGGCCGGAGAGCCCUUAGAAGUUGAGGGUCAAAGCCGCAGAGAACUUGGGCGUUAGGCCUCGUUCAGUCAGUAACCUUUACCGUGUCCCGUGUGUGUUUGUUAAGGAAAUAAAGCCAAAAGCCUUUGUACAGGCUCAUUGCGGGCAGUCCCUGUAGGGGGCUGUGUACCCCGGGGCCGCCCUUGGUGAUGUGCGAAGUGGCAGCGUGACUUCUCACCUGGGGCCCGUGUUCCUCCAGGAAUUAAACCACUUUUAGAAGUCGGGUAACAUUCUCUCCACACUGCCCGCUGGCAGCGCUGGUGUUUGGGGCACUUCGGUGUACUGGGUGCCGUGCCACCCGUCUGGGCAGGUCAGUGGAGAAGGAGGUCAAGAGCCUGACCCUUUCAACAGGAGAAGGUGCUAAGCCAAAGGUCAGACAAAAGAGAUGGGCGGCUGGCCCUGCGCCGCCUGCUGGAACUGAAGCAACGGGAGAGGCCAGGUCAGAGCUGACCCUCCUCCAGCUUUCUCCUUUACAGAUGGCGAGUGUUCGCCUCUCCACCGUACGUUCUGCCGAGAAAGAGGCCGGGGUUUGGCGUAACUAGCUGGUGGGGACAUUCACGAACUCUGCCCAGCACAACCAGGGGCCGCAGCCUCCUGCCUCCUUUGAUCCUGCCCAAGGCAGAGUGGGCAGAGGUAGCAAAAACCCCGUCAGAAACGGCCUUGCCAAGCCGCCGUGUUCAUUCCACACUUGCGGUGGCCCCGGCGGGGCUCUGCAGGGAUUGUCUUCUAAGACGCCUCCUGGGGAUAAUUGAGGAAGUCUGCUUUCUAGGGAGGGUUUAGAACGCCCCUUCGCUCCUGUGCGAGGCAGUACAAGAGCCACCACCCACACGAGAGCUUUUCCACGGUGCUCCUUAUUGCCCACGGACGCACACUGACAGUCACGUGCCAUCGGACCACUCAGAGGACGGCUGUUUCUCUCCACCCUCGACCUGUGGUUCCCCUGCACCGGUAAAGAACCUUCCCCAGACACGGAGCAAGGUGUACUUGAUAGAAAACUGCUAAUUCAGUCACCGAGCCCAUGCUUUUAAAUUGUGUCUACGAGUGCAAAACCUCAACACCCAAAGGGUUUUAGUCGAAUAUCAGAGGGUUUGCUACACAAUCAGAAAUGCACACACCACUGUUCUGAAGAUGAAGGCACGUUUUCUGAUGAGCAGUGGUAACCGGGAGGAGCGCAGCAUUGCCUAGGAGGGCGUGACCGCCCUGCUCCUGGGCCCAGUGACGACCACAGCGAUGCCACGUGGCCUCUGCACCCGGCUGCCCCGGCAGGGCCGCGUGUGCCCGGCGUGGCACCGGGGCUCGCAGCUGGACGCCGCGCCAUUUACCUAGCCAGUUCCCUUCACCCACUGUUUCGUCAGACCUCCCAGAUGUUGGCCAAAUAACGGAGGCUUUAUUAUUUUUCGUAGAACAGAGAUGAGAAAACUCGAAACUGGGUUUUGUACCUCCACUCCUCAGCGAUGUCCCCAUGCCCAUAAUGUCCCAAUACCAACGUAGAAUGUGGUAAAUCGCCAGUAAACCCAGACAGAGACCUUUGCAGUAAUUCUUUUCUGUUUCACACAAGUUAAUGGAAAAUAAAACACAAAUUUUUCAAAUA